This is a messenger RNA of Chlorella variabilis, 990 nucleotides long. RefSeq lists its product as hypothetical. The transcript is spliced from 6 exons. NCBI's taxonomy places the organism in Eukaryota, Viridiplantae, Chlorophyta, Trebouxiophyceae, Chlorellales, Chlorellaceae. The record is from RefSeq and is a predicted model, not a curated record. The coding region runs from base 1 to 990 and encodes 329 amino acids.
AUGGAUCCCUGCCUGUCAGUGAGGCAGACAGCGGCCCAUGUGGCCUCCACAGCCAGCCUGGUGACCAUCGACGAUGCAGCCAUCCAGCGGCUGGCGGCCUCCUUGGACGAUGUGGCGUCCAUCGCAGCAGGCGGCUUCGACCACCAGCUGCACUACUGGGAUGCGGAGCAGCCGGAUGCGGUGGCGCAGUACCUGCUGGUGGUGGACGCACUGAACUUCUGCUUCUGGCCUGAUGCGGAGCUGGAGUAUGAGCAGCUGGCGGGGGGCCUGCGGCGGGCGCUGCUGGCCGACCCGCGCGCCCUGGAUGCCGGCAGGCUGGCCGUGCUGGAUGGCGCGGACGUGCGCCGCCUGCUGCAGUGGCCGCGCCCGCUGCCGCUGGAGGAAGAGCGGGCCAGGCUGCUGCGGGAGGUGGGCGCCGCCCUGCUGGACCUGUAUGGAGGCCUGGCAGCCAACCUGGUUCGGGCGGCAGGCGGGUCCGCUGUGCGGCUGGUGCGGCUGACAACCGCGGCAUUUCCCGGCUUCAGGGACCAUUGCGUGUACGGCGGGCGCCAGCUGUUCUUCUACAAGCGAGCCCAGAUCUGGGCGGGCGACCUGUACGGCUGCUUCCGGGGCCAGGGCCUGGGCGCGUUUGCCGACAUCGGGCAGCUCACCAUGUUCGCAGGCGAGCGCCACGCCCGCUCAUACUACCGCGUCCCGGUGGUGCUGCGAGAGCGGGGCAUCCUGCUGUAUGCUGCGCCGCUGGCGGCGGCCGUGGAUGGCGGGCGGGAGCUGGCGGCGGGGGGGUGCGAGGAGGUGGAGAUUCGGGGCUGCACCAUUGCUGCAGUGGAGCGCCUGCGGGACGCGCUGGCGGCGAGGCUGGAGGGCGAGGGGCGGGGCGCGGAGGCGGCGCAGCUGUGCAGCGUGAAGCUGGACUGGUGGCUGUGGGAGGAGGGGGAGCGGGACCUGCACCGGCACCGGCCCCACCACCGCACCCUGACCGUCUACUACUGA